AUGUCUCGUCCUUUCCAUGUCUCGUCCUUUCCAUGUCUCGUCCUUUCCAUGUCUCGUCCUUUCCAUGUCUCGUGCUUUCCAUGUCUCGUGCUUUCCAUGUCUCGUCCUUUCCAUGUCUCGUCCUUUCCAUGUCUCAUCCUUUCCAUGUCUCGUCCUUUCCACGUCUCGUCCUUUCCAUGUCUCGUCCUUUCCAUGUCUCGUCCUUUCCAUGUCUCAUCCUUUCCAUGUCUCGUCCUUUCCAUGUCUCAUCCUUUCCAUGUCUCAUCCUUUCCAUGUCUCGUCCUUUCCAUGUCUCGUCCUUUCCACGUCUCGUCCUUUCCAUGUCUCAUCCUUUCCACGUCUCGUCCUUUCCAUGUCUCGUCCGUUCCAUGUCUCGUCCUUUCCAUGUCUCAUCCUUUCCAUGUCUCAUCCUUUCCAUGUCUCGUCCUUUCCAUGCCCCGUCCUUCCCAUGCCCCGUCCUUCCCAUGCCCCGUCCUUCCCAUGCCUCGCCCCUCUCUUCUCUUCUCCUCUCCUCGCCCUCCCUCCCUCCCUCCUUCAUGCAGUUCGAAAUGGGGAGACGCUGCAAUCCAGGUCAUAUCCUUCGAUGAGGGGGGCCAGGAGGAGCCAGUGGAGCCGGGGGGGAUUCGAUUCCGCUCCGAGUUUGUACACACCAUGAGCCUCAUGCACGCGCUCGCGCUGCAGAGACUACGAGGAGACUCACACCUCACCAACUUGACUUAUGGUCGUUUCAUGGACAUCCCACCAGAGCCGCCAGUGGAUGCGGAGCAGGUGGAAGAAUGGAAGCGAGUGCGCGGAAACAAGUCCUCCAUUUUCCUGCGUGCCCACCGCCCCCACCUGGAGAAGUACUGGCGGGCGCUGCCUCUGGCAGUGCUGGGGGGAGUGAACCCCACGGAGUGCAGCAUCCUGGAACCUUCCCGCGAUCGUGUGUACCUGGUGAUGUGCUGGCUGCACCGCGCGCUCGUGGCUCGGCGCAUGGCGGGAGGGAUUUCCCAAGACGCUCCGAUUGUGUCGAGAAUAUACCAAGUGUUGUCUGACGGCAUGCUGGGGUACGAGAACGCGCUCAAGAUAGUGAACACGCCCUUCCCCUUCCCCUUCGCGCAGUGUGUGGCGCUCCUCCUGCACAUCAACGCCCUCGUCAUCCUGCUCCUCAUGGCCGACUGGCUCGCAGACCCAUACCUUGCAUCAGCUAUCACUUUGCUCUCCGUCUUCUCGUUUUAUCUUCUGAAUGAAGUUGCAAGGGAGAUUGAGGAACCGUUUCAAUUCGACCCGAAUGACCUUCCGAUGGUGUAUUUGCACCACAAAUUCAACGAGCGGCUUGUGACGGCGUUUACUAGAAGUGCUUUCCCAGCGGAUGGGCUGUUUACACAGAUUGACGACAAGGAGAUGGAAUGGCUUUUAGCUAAGCACCGGCCGCUGAUGGUGACAGAAGGAGUGGAGCGGGAAGAGGGAGUUACUGCCACAGCCUGUGUUGUCGAUGUGUUGUGCGCUGACGAACCUCGAGAUAAGGUUCGGGCCGAGGCUGGCUCGGGGGGUGGAUGA
Closterium sp. Naga37s-1 is the source of this 1539-nucleotide messenger RNA. NCBI's taxonomy places the organism in Eukaryota, Viridiplantae, Streptophyta, Zygnematophyceae, Desmidiales, Closteriaceae. The record is from the annotation of a GenBank genome assembly.